CUUCCCAAGUCCUGGAAGAGUAUCAGUCGUUCAAAGUCAGCCUCACACCUCACUCAGUAUUGCUUUACAUCUCUGCAAAAAUGCCAAUGCAACUGUACGCCCAUCCCCAAUCGCCAUUUUGCCGCUCGGUUUCCAUGACAUUAUCCCUGGUGGGCAAGGAACAUGAAUACAAGUACUUGGACUUAUUUGCCGGCGAACAGAAUAGUCCCGAGUUCCUCAAGAUCAACCCCCAACACAACGUGCCCACUUUGGUGGAAGACGAUUUCGUGUUGACCGAAAGCCGGGCCAUUGCUGUGUAUGUGGCACAAAAAUUCGGCACCAAGGGUCAGCUUUUCCCCGAGGACCUUAAGGAACAAGCUGCUGUCAACGAGAAGCUUUAUUUUGACGCCAAUGUCUUGUGGAAGGCCUUCGCCGAAGUGUUCGGCCCACUGGCGUUUGGUGGCCAGAAAGAAAUCAAUCAAGAUAAGGUGAAGGCUUUGAAGGAGAAACUUGCUCUCUUUAAUACCUACUUCGAAAAGACCGGAUUUGUGGCGGGUACCAAGGAUAUGACUGUAGCAGAUAUUUGCUGUUUGGCCACUUACACCACCAUUCAACUUACUGAGAAGGCCUUCGUCAAUAUGGAGGACUACCCUCAGGCCCAAAAAUGGGUGGAAACGUGCAAGAAAAAAAUCCCAGAGUAUGAAGAAUCCAACCAGAAAGGUCUGGAUAUCUUCAAGAAAUUUUUCCAUGCCAGAACUGGCCUGUAAAUACAGGUAGUUCUACUUACACGUGUUCAUCUCCUGAGAAAAAUAAACGUACUAUACAUGCUAUACAGA
Messenger RNA from Tigriopus californicus, 815 nucleotides. Its product is annotated as glutathione S-transferase 1-like. The transcript is spliced from 3 exons. Gene Ontology annotation, molecular function: glutathione transferase activity. Gene Ontology annotation, biological process: glutathione metabolic process. The coding region runs from base 81 to 746 and encodes 221 amino acids. The record is from RefSeq and is a predicted model, not a curated record. NCBI's taxonomy places the organism in Eukaryota, Metazoa, Arthropoda, Copepoda, Harpacticoida, Harpacticidae.